AUGUGUCACUUCUCAUGCUUGACUGUCAAAGAGAUGAGGAGGUCCAGCCGUAGCUGCUUGGCUACUUCUUGUUGCAGCACCGAGCCAUCCCUUCGCUCAGAGCUUUGGCGACCAUGGUCUGAUCUCCCCAUCGACAUCAUGAUGGAAAUCGCAGAGCGUCUUCUCCCCAACGCCACCAACUUGGCUCGAUUCUCAGCCGUCUGCCGCUCGUGGUGGUCGAUCGUGAAGGAAGAAACUUCUCUGGCACGUCAAUUCCCUUGGCUGAUGCUCGCAGAGGAGGAGAUCGACUUCCCCUCCUCCUCGGGAAGCAACAUUUGUCGUCGCUUCUAUAGCUGUUCCAAGAAGAGAAUCUACGAGCUCCCCGUGCUCCAAUGUCAAGGAAGAUUCUGUUGUGGCUCCUACGCCGGUUGGAUCGCGACGGUCGGCAAAGACUCCAAGGAUGCAUCUCGUGAACAUCUUUACUGGAGGCGGCGUAGAGCUGCCUUCGCUCUACGCCUUCGCCCCUCCGCUUGUCGGGACUGCCUCGUGGUGGCGUUCUACGGCAUCGGAUGUAAGCUGGGUAUUGCAAAGGUUGGCGACGAUCAAUGGACUACAGUAAGCUGCAAUUGGUGUCCCUACUUGGAUGCCUCGUUCUACAAAGGCCAAUUCUACGUGGUCAACUGGAAAGGGGACGUGGUGGUGUUGGAUGUGUCUCGGCCGCAGGUGCAUUUCAUAUCGACCAAACCGAAGCAACUCAUGACCGACUACACCCAUCGGAAAAUAUACCUGGUGGAAUCAUCGGGCGAUCUACUGUACGUGGUGCGGGUGUUUAGGUAUUCGCCAAAGCCGACAUACAACACAAAGAGCUUCGUUGUCUACAAGCUGAGCGUUUCCAACGGCGAGUUGCAGCAGGUGAAUAGCCUAGGAGAGGGCGGUCGCUGUUCUUGGGCCUCAACAACUCGAUAUCGGUGGAGGCAUCAAAGCUGGUGGGAUGCCAAAAGGACUCAAUUUACUUCACCGAUGACCUAA
Messenger RNA from Musa acuminata AAA Group (dessert banana), 1008 nucleotides. RefSeq names its product putative F-box protein At4g17565. Gene Ontology annotation, molecular function: protein binding. The transcript is spliced from 2 exons. Bases 1 to 1008 code for a protein of 335 amino acids. The record is from RefSeq and is a predicted model, not a curated record. Lineage: Eukaryota; Viridiplantae; Streptophyta; Magnoliopsida; Zingiberales; Musaceae.